UCUCCCCAGGGCGUCCCCGUGCUUAUCGUGGGCCACCACAUUCUCUACGGGAAGGUGGUGCAGCUGGAGAAGCCCUUCGCUGUCCUGAUGAAGCAGGCAGCCGGCGAGCCUGGCCCCACAGCGCCGCGUGCCCACUACGCCGUCACCGCCCUCAUCAAAACCAAGCUCCUCUUCAAAACUCGCCCCAAGCCCAUCAUCACCAACGUGCCCAAGAAAGUGUGA
This is a messenger RNA of Tauraco erythrolophus (red-crested turaco), 222 nucleotides long. Lineage: Eukaryota; Metazoa; Chordata; Aves; Musophagiformes; Musophagidae. The record is from RefSeq and is a predicted model, not a curated record.